GUUAAUUUCAAUCCUCCUCUCAUUUCUACUCUCGCUCUCUGGAUUUGGAUGCCGCUCGGUUCUCUGCACGGUCAAAAUAUGGCCUCGAAACCUCGCCUCCGCGUCCGGAGGAUGCAUCGCGCUUUUUGGCCCCAAAAGGGUUACUUUUAUUAUUCAUUUCUUCUCUUCCAUCAUCCGGGCAAAGAUCUAUUCUUCGACGCAAAUCGCAUCGGUGCUGGGGGCUUUGAUCUCCCCCGGAAGGUGUUUUGGAGUCUUUCGGGAUCUUUGAUCAGACUCCUCCUACCUAUUGCUUUUAUGCGUUGAAGCUUCGUUUCGAGGUUUCGAGCCUUGGUUGUGGUGUUCGACCAUCUGGUUAUGCUGAUUCAAAUGCCGGAAAGUAUUCGUUUUUUCGGUGAAUUACGUUAUUCCUUAUGCAAAAUGGUCUUCCGGGUUUGAGGGGAAAUCGGAAAUUUGCCAAGUGGUGUUAGAACAAUGGUCUGCUUUCCAUAUUUCUCAAAGAAAUGUUUCUCUAAGAAGAACUCAAGGAUGGAAAUUGCUCCAAAUCAAAGCCUCAGAAAGAAUAAUACCUCAAAGAAAACGGCUGACUAUCAGCAGAAGCCUUCCAUCGCAUCAUCCCAAAGGGAUUCUGGCAAGGGUAAUAUUGCUGCACAAACAUUUACAUUUGAGGAGCUUGUAUUGGCCACAAAGAAUUUUCUAGCUGAAUGUCUCCUAGGUGAAGGUGGGUUUGGUAGAGUGUACAAAGGUUCCCUUCAGAACAGUGGACAGAUAGUAGCUGUUAAACAGUUAAAAAGGGAUGGCUUCCAAGGCAACAAAGAAUUUGUUGUGGAAGUACUGAUGCUUAGUCUCCUUCAUCAUCAAAAUCUAGUCAAGCUUAUUGGAUACUGUGCCAAUGGUGAUCAAAGAUUAUUGGUGUAUGAAUUCAUGCCUAUGGGCUCCUUAGAAGAUCAUUUGCUUGAUAUCUCAUCAAAUCACCAAGUCCUGAGCUGGUACACAAGGAUGAAAAUAGCAUAUGGCACUGCUCAAGGUCUAGAGUAUUUACAUGAGAAGGCAAAUCCACCAGUCAUCUUUCGUGACCUCAAAUCCGCUAACAUCCUACUUGAUCAAGAUUUCAAUGCGAAACUCUCUGAUUUUGGUCUGGCAAAACUAGGCCCUGUUGAGGAUAAAGUUUAUGUGUCUUCAAGGGUGAUGGGAACAAUUGGCUACUGUGCACCUGAGUAUGCAAGAACAGGGCAUCUAAGCUUGAAAUCAGAUGUGUACAGUUUUGGAGUUGUUUUGCUCGAAUUGAUCACAGGAAGGAGGGCCAUUGACUCAACUAGGCCAACAAAUGAACAAAAUCUUGUCUCUUGGGCGAGGCCAAUGUUGGGAGACCAGAAGAGGUUCCUUGAGCUAGUCGAUCAACUUAUACAAGGGAAUUACCCACCGAAAGGCUUGAGCCAGGCUGUAGCUGUUGCUGCAAUGUGCCUGCAAGAAGAGACUUCAGUUCGACCAUCUAUGGCCGAUGUUGUUAUUUCAUUGAGUUUUCUGACAGCACCAUCGGGUAGACAUGAGGUAGACCCUGCUCCAUCUUCACCAUCAUAAAACAAGCAUAAUCCAAUCUUGGUCGACUGAAUCGAGAAGAGUGUCAAGAGUCAUAACUCUCAAGUUCUCCAAGGUGUGGAUUGGAUUCGUACAGCUCAAGAUUGAUGGCAGGAAUUGAGAGAAAUAAAGUUGUUGUGGAACCGUUUGUGAACUUGCCACUUGUCUAUAUUCAUAGCUCUCACAUACAGAAUCGUAGCAUAUUGAUUUAGAUUUCA
Molecule: messenger RNA, 1793 nt
Organism: Zingiber officinale
Lineage: Eukaryota; Viridiplantae; Streptophyta; Magnoliopsida; Zingiberales; Zingiberaceae
Product: probable serine/threonine-protein kinase PBL26
Exons: 5
Coding region: 472-1578 (368 amino acids)
Biological process (GO): protein phosphorylation
Molecular function (GO): ATP binding; protein kinase activity
Source: RefSeq, a predicted model, not a curated record